Onychomys torridus (southern grasshopper mouse) is the source of this 1416-nucleotide messenger RNA. RefSeq names its product mitochondrial ribosomal protein L40 (gene Mrpl40). The coding region runs from base 682 to 1302 and encodes 206 amino acids. The record is from RefSeq and is a predicted model, not a curated record. The transcript has 4 exons. Gene Ontology annotation, cellular component: mitochondrial ribosome; mitochondrial large ribosomal subunit. Lineage: Eukaryota; Metazoa; Chordata; Mammalia; Rodentia; Cricetidae.
CGGACGGGGCCGCCUCAGCUCUUUGGCAGGCAGGGGGAGCGCGGGGCUACUCCGCUCUGGGUCUGGCGCGGGCGCUGGUGAGGCUCGGUUUGGAAGGGCUGGCAGAGCCUCGAGGUUCCGCCCGGCGAUGCGGGGGCCACGGUAGUGUCCAGGUCUCUAGCCCUACCUCCGCGGCUCCGAGUCCAGCUUAGUAACUAGCUUCCGUCAUCCCUCAACACGCGCUAAGGGGCAUCUCGCGAGCGCCAUCCGGGCCGGCGCCAGCAUGCAGCUAGCGGCAGACGGCAGCGGCCCUGGUCUCUAACGGAUGCAGAAAAGAGCUAGCCUGGUGGAGGGGUACAGGGGGCUAGACGGGCGCAUUUAUUGCGGCGUUUGCAAGGACAUGAACACAUAGGCCAGGCGGAGCAGUGAGCAGCCACACCGGCACAGGAGUCACUUGGGCAAGGGCUGCAGGCCUGUACCGCAGCACCGACAGGAAGCGGAACGCCAGCCGCAGGGACGCUACGAAGCUAGCCGCGCUUGCCCGGGGCGGGGCUGCGUCGGGGGCGGGGCUAGAGGCGAGCUCGCCUCUCCGAAUCCCCGACAGGAGAGUUCCGGGCCGCGGCUUGCCUGACCCUACUCAGUGCCGCGGGUCGGACCGCCCAGGUCCCGGAAGCUGCCCGCCUGCGGGUGGCGUGGAAAGCUAUGGCUACCGCUGUGAUGCUGUGUGCUGCGCGGGCUCUGCGGCCGCGGAGCUGGAUCCCUGGAAUCUGCCACACACAAGCCAGACACACCCACCAGAGAGCUUCCUUGCUGUCCUUCUGGGAGCUCAUCCCCAUGAGAGCAGAACCUCUGCGAAAGAAGAAGAAGAUAGACCCUAGAAAGGACCAAGCAGCAAAGGAGCGCUUGAAGAAGAGGAUCCGGAAACUGGAAAAGGCCACCCAGGAACUAGUUCCUAUUGAAGAUUUUAUCACCCCAGUGAGAUUCCUGGAUAAGUCAAGACAGCGACUCCAGGAAGAGCUUUCUUCCGAGGAGAGUGAGCAAAGAGCUCUUCUGCUGAAGAGGUGGGCACUCUACAAGCAGCAGGAACAUGAGGCAGAGAGGGACGCCAUCAGAGCCAUGCUGGAAGCCCAGCAGGAAGCACUUCAGGAACUGAAGCUUGAGUCUCCAGAGCUCUACGCUGAGGCCAUAAAGCGAGACCCCAGCCUGUUCCCCUUUGAGAAAGAAGGGCCACAUCACACGCCACCAAUCUCUAACUACCAGGCCCCUGAAGGCAGGUACAAUGACAUCACCAAGGUGUACACACAAAUAGAAUUCAAAAGAUAGAACUGAAAACUACUAUCCUCAGAAGAUGCUAGCCCCAGGAGUCGGAGCAAUGAGCUGCAGUCUGUUUUCCACAGGUCAUACAUCCUGGGAACAAAUAAAAUGUAAUCAAAAGCA